GCCUCCCCUCACCACAGAGAGGAGGAACAAUAAUAAGACCCUACAGUUCACUCCAUACCCAACACACACUCUCACACACACAGAGCAGAGAGAGACUGCUGGACCUCAGAGCGGCUGAACUGUCGAGCAGUAAAGAGACCAAAGAUGCAGUCUGUAGUUAAACACAACCUCCAUUCAGAGAGUGAGGGAGCCAUUAAUAAGCUCAUCAACAUCAAGCUCACAGCGUCCUACACCUACUUGUCUUUGGGCAUGUAUUUUGACCGAGACGAUGUGGCUCUGCCCAACUUCUCCAAAUAUUUUCUGGAGCUCUCUGUGAAGGAAAGGGAGCAUGCUGAGCGUUUGCUGGGGUAUCAAAACAUGAGAGGUGGAAGAGUUCUUCUUCAGACUAUUGCGAAGCCAACUCGUGAAGACUGGAGGGGAGGCAAUGAUGCCAUUUCUUUCUCUCUUGAGUACCAGAAAACUCUGAACAACUCUCUGCUGGAUGUCCACCGCAUAGCAGGCAAACACACUGACCCUCAUCUCUGUGACUUUCUGGAGAGCCACUUCCUUCCAGACAGCCACGAGACCAUUAAGAAACUGGGCGACUACCUGAGCAGUCUGACACGCCUCACUUCAAGCGAGCCCAACGGCCACAUGGGAGAAUACCUGUUUGACAAGCACACUCUGUGAAGAGGUCCUCUAUUGCUGUGGCAGUCUUGCUACUUUUCCAGUUACAAAGACCUUCAUUCCUCGGGACCAGUAUAUUAGCAUGACCCAAAUGCUCCUGCCAAAUUUCCAAUAAAAAGAAAAUAAAGCCAUUUGAAAUCCCUGUGAGAAUGAGGUCUUGUGACUUAACAAGCUUAAUACCAGCUAUGCACACAAAGUAGUGUGAGGGGUAGAUUCUCAACCCCAGUUAGAUACCUCAAAAUAUGGCAAUAAAGUGUUACAAACUGCGGUGCUGAAAAUCUUUUAGCUCCAUGUGGUCUGACAUUUUGCUUUUCUUUUUAAAAACACCUUGUUUGUAUCAUGACCUCACGAUGCCAUGUUUCAAAUCAAACACUGCCGUUUAGUUAUUUCAGCCAACAUUCCGUUAACUGUCUCCACUGAGGAUGUGAAUUGCAAAGCUAAGUAAAAUAAAGUUUUUAAAUUUACAAUAUAA
Messenger RNA from Astyanax mexicanus (Mexican tetra), 1138 nucleotides. RefSeq names its product Ferritin, lower subunit-like. The record is from RefSeq and is a predicted model, not a curated record. The transcript has 5 exons. NCBI's taxonomy places the organism in Eukaryota, Metazoa, Chordata, Actinopteri, Characiformes, Acestrorhamphidae. Gene Ontology annotation, cellular component: cytoplasm. Gene Ontology annotation, molecular function: ferric iron binding; ferrous iron binding. Bases 145 to 669 code for a protein of 174 amino acids. Gene Ontology annotation, biological process: intracellular iron ion homeostasis; iron ion transport.